UAUUUUCAGAGCAAUUUUAUUGAAGACUUAUUGACAACGAUUAAAGCCAUUUUGACAACUCUCAGUUUGAUGUUGUAUUUUUUGUCUUGUGCUUACAACAGGCAUAACAUACGUUUAUGUUAUGUAAAAUGUUUGGACGUCUUGUCCUACAACAAAAAUACAUGUUUAAAAAUGUCCUCUGUAUUUAUCAUAAGUGGUAUACAUUUGUUUUGGUUUGUUGUGUUUUUUGUCAACUCAGUGAUGACCCAAGAGCCUGCCAUCAAUCUAGUGCUUCAUGCUCAAGAUUUUCUCUGUUUCAUGUUUGAAAUGCAAUUUUAUGUGAUCCUUUUGCUGGUGAAAUCAUCGCUUGAAAUGGUCACUCAUAGGAUAUCCAACUUUUUUCAUAUGAUCAAGGAAAACAAAAUUGAUACAAAACUUAUUUUGCCAGAUUACUUUGCAAAUUGUUUAGAAGAUACUAGAUUGUUACAUAUGGAGAUAUUUGACAUGAUGGUAAAUGUUAAUAAAAUUUAUGGUCUUAAUACAUUAACCAUAAUUAUUCAAUCAAGAAUUUUGUUUGCCAUUUACUUGUAUUCAUAUAUUACAAGUUUUUCAUUAAUUGAACUUGUAGAAAGUAUUGCAACAUUUCAAAGAGUUGCAUUGCUGUGUUAUUGCAGUGAACUAAUCAAACGAAAUGAAAAUAUUAUUAAAAGUAUGGUUAAUGAAAUGGAUACAAAUUUAUUGCCUGGAGACAAUUAUAAGCAACAGAGACUUUUAUUUAAUCACCAAGUACAAAAAUUGAAGUUUGAUUUGGAUGCUUUAGAAAUGUUUCCAAUAAAUUUAGAAACACUUCUAUCUAUAUUAAUAACUACUGCCAGUUAUCUUCUUCUAUUCAGCCAAUUAAAUUUAACUUUAUAGAGUUAAGAUUAAACUGUAUCUUUUUCAAAUGUAACUUAUUUAUAUAAUCUUAUAAAUAUAAUUUGUGUUUAUUGAUUGUAAAAAUAAAAAUAUUUACAGAUUGUACAAAUUUUAAAUUAAAAAAAAAAAUUAUUUAUUUAUUUAUUACUAAA
This is a messenger RNA of Rhopalosiphum padi (bird cherry-oat aphid), 1046 nucleotides long. RefSeq lists its product as uncharacterized. Gene Ontology annotation, cellular component: membrane. Bases 70 to 894 code for a protein of 274 amino acids. The transcript has 5 exons. Gene Ontology annotation, biological process: sensory perception of taste. The record is from RefSeq and is a predicted model, not a curated record. NCBI's taxonomy places the organism in Eukaryota, Metazoa, Arthropoda, Insecta, Hemiptera, Aphididae.